Molecule: messenger RNA, 447 nt
Organism: Parnassius mnemosyne (clouded apollo)
Lineage: Eukaryota; Metazoa; Arthropoda; Insecta; Lepidoptera; Papilionidae
Source: the annotation of a GenBank genome assembly
AUGAAGUACCUGUUUGUUCUUGCCGUUUUCGCGUUGGCUUUCGCCGCCGAAGAAGAGAAGGAUGGAGACCAGAUAAAGACAUUUAAACGGCUGAUUCCCGCUGACGUGUUAAGAGACUUCCCCGGCUUGUGCUUCGCUUCAACUCGCUGCGCAACAGUGGAACCUGGCAACAGCUGGGAUCUGGCACCUUUCUGCGGUCGCAGCACAUGCGUCGUGAGCGAAGACACGCCCCCAAGGCUGCUUGAGCUGGUUGAGGACUGCGGUCCUUUACCUCUUGCCAACCCCAAGUGCAAACUUGACACUGAAAAGACAAACAAGACUGCGGCGUUCCCUCUCUGCUGUCCAAUCUUUACCUGUGAAGAUGGUGUGAAAUUGGAGUAUCCCGAACUCCCUACACCACCCCCUGAAGAGGAGAAGAAGGAAGGAGAGAAGCCUAAAGCAGCUUAA